Carlito syrichta (Philippine tarsier) is the source of this 3207-nucleotide messenger RNA. RefSeq names its product THAP domain containing 6 (gene THAP6). Lineage: Eukaryota; Metazoa; Chordata; Mammalia; Primates; Tarsiidae. The record is from RefSeq and is a predicted model, not a curated record. Bases 89 to 757 code for a protein of 222 amino acids. The transcript is spliced from 5 exons.
AACGCGGCGGAAGCGAGGAGAGACGCGAUCUCCGUCGGCGAAGUUAGCUGCUGUCUUCGCUGCUAACGUGCUGGGAUGAGCCGCUGACAUGGUGAAAUGCUGCUCGGCCAUCGGAUGCGCCUCCCGCUGUUUGCCCAAUUCCAAGCUGAGAGGGCUAACGUUUCACGUAUUCCCCACAGAUGAAAAUGUCAAAAGAAAAUGGGUAUUAGCAAUGAAAAGACUUGAUGUGAAUGCAGCAGACAUGUGGGAGCCUAAAAAAGGAGAUGUGUUGUGUUCCAGGCACUUUAAGAAGACAGAUUUUGACAGAAGUGCUCCAAAUAUUAAACUGAAACCUGGAGUCGUUCCUUCUAUCUUUGAUUCCCCAUAUCACUUACAGGGGAAAAGAGAAAAACUUCAUUGUAGAAAAAACUUCACUCUCAAAACCCUUCCAGUCACAAACCACAGUCACCAGCUUGUUGGUGCUUCCUCAUGUAUUGAAGAAUUCCAAUCUCAGUUCAUUUUUGAACAUAGCUACAGUGUAAUGGACAGUCCAAAGAAACUUAAGCAUAAAUUAGAUCACGUGAUCAGCGAGCUAGAGGAUACCAAGGAAAGCCUACGGAAUGUUUUAGACCGAGAAAAACGUUUUCAAAAAUCAUUGAGGAAGACAAUCAGGGAAUUAAAGGAUGAAUGUCUCAUCAGCCAAGAAACAGCUAAUAGACUGGAUGCUUUCUGUUGGGAGUGUUGUCAGGAGAGCAUAGAACGAGACUAUAUUUCAUGAAAUAAUGUCAAGUUAUGUUCUACUUAAAAUUGAUGUUGGUACAGCUUUUUUAGAAAAUAAUUCUCAUUUACCAUUGCCAAAUAAUAUGUCAUUUAAAGUGCUUCUUUGGAUUCUCUGGAGCAUUAUACAUUAUAGUUAGUUACCCAAAGACUGUUUUUUGAAGUUGUGCAGAAAUUUGUGAUAGUUAUCAUGUUUUUGUGUGACUUGUGACAGUUGUUUUUAUAGACCUAUAUUGGUGCCAAGUCACUAUUGUAAUAUGUUAAAAUUGCCAGAAAAUUCCACAGGACUAAGGAAGUAGUAUCAAAUUAGCCACACUAAGCUAUAGUAGAGAGAACUGACUCCUGCUUCUGCAGCAUCAGAUUUUUGGUUUCAAAGGAGUACCUUUACUUACAAGCUUUAUGGUAAGUACAUUGAGUUUUACUUUAAAUAUAUUUUACUACAAAGCAGAAUCAUUUAUAACACAUAUCCAUCUUGGAUUCAAUCCAAGGUACUUAAGUUAUCAAUAAUACUGAAGGAUCCUUGUCCAAGGCUUCAUGUGGUACUGAGGGACUGACCCUGAGAAUAACACGUGGUGAAGAUCCGUUGGUUCGUAAAGCUCUUGGGAGCCAGUUUAAGAAGAUACUCAUGAAGUCUCAGUUUUCAAUACAGUACAUCAUUUCUCCUCACUAGGAACACUUUGAUGUAAACCCAAAUAGCUUUAAAAACAAAACCAAAAAAGGGCCGUAAAUAUGAUGGUUAGUUUGCUUUCACACGUCUAAACACUGAUUUCAUUGAAAAAUCUAUAUGCCAGUACUAGCUGAAUACGUUUAAUGCUGCUCUGUAUGUUAUAGAAAGUAAUAUUGCUGGCAUCUUAAAAAAUACAAAGUAUAAAGGAAGCCAUUAAAAAUUAAUAAAUUUGGCUCUUUCCGUUAAAAUAGAAUUGGAGAAAAGGUUAGAAUAGUCUCCUUUAAUUAGGAGAGUAGAUUAUUGUCUAAGGGCUUUUAUUUAGAGAAACAGGUCAUUAAACAGCAGUUUUAGAAUAGCUUCUUACCAAAUGUACAAAAGAAUAACACUUAGCUAUUUCCUGACUGAUCCAAGUGUCAGAAAUUUAACUUUUCUCCUAAUUUCUUACUAUAAACAACUGAAAUGAAAAGUCAAACUGUUGUGGGUUAGAAUUAAAACCAUUUGCAAAAACCACACUCUACUAAGAAGCACAUGUAUAUUUAUGAACCUCAUUCAGAAGUCCAUGCUAUAGUGGUUAAAAUUUGAGUAUCAAAUGUUUCGUUGUAUUAACAAAAAAUUAAUUGAAUUUUGUGCUAAUUUGUUCAUUGUAAUUUUAUUUGUGUUACAUUAGUAUCAGUAAGGAUAUGGUCACUUGAAUUUUUUGUAUUUAAGAAUUUUAUGUUUGCAUGCUUGUUAUGUUUUUAUGUAGGAUACCAAACCUUCCCUCUAAAUGGAAUUUUACCCAUAUUUGAGAGAUUAACAUUUUACUAAGAGGAAAUCACUGAGGUCAUGUUUUUACUACCUUAAAUACAAAACAAAAAACAAAAAAUUUUUCAUUAGCAAUGCAUUAUUUAUUUUAGUUAUUUAAUUUAUAAUGGACACCCUAAUAGAAAGUUUGGGUAUGAUCUUAGGUUUUAUGGAGAUACUUUGAUAGAGACUUUUUCCCUCACUCUAUUUAUAAGUAUAUACAUUAAAGUCAACGGGCAAUAGAGAGCAAUAAGAGGAAGAUAAACCCAAACACAGCAUGUCUAAAUUCCAGCAAUCUGCUGGCUGCAUAGAAUACAUCAAGCCUAGAAGCCCUUUCCAAGGGCAAAAUCCCAGCUUCUGCCACAGUCACAUUUCCUACUUGUGUUCAUAGUAAACUCAGGCCUUCUUUCUUAUUGGAUCUAGUAUCAUUGAGAAAUAGGUAACUGUGGGCAAAAUAUUGGUGUCAUUAAGGAACCGGAGCUGCCCAUUUGUUCUUUAUUCUUAUGAAGAAAUGGAUACUACUAGAAAUUUAGCAUUAAAAUUAGGGUUCUCCCCACCUGCUUCCCCAAACAAAUGCCUGCACACAGCAUAUAUCUUGGUCCUCUGUUCCCAGAGGUCCCAGCCUAGCCCAGGAAAGAACUGACCUGUCUAAAGCAAAACCCAAGUUCUCGUCAUCAAGAAGUUCCUCAGGCAACCAAAGUGUCCACUUUACUUUAAAUCUCAGAGUGGCCUCUGGAUCCUGAACCCAUCAUUCCACCAGUUCAACCUCAGCACCAGGCCGGGUACAAAGAACUUGAUGUGUGAAAUUUUUCUCCAUAUCAAGUUUAAAUUUCUGGAAAUAGACUUUAGUUGCUAAAGGUAUUUUUGGUCUUUAAUUUGAGAAGAAGUGAAAUGUAUUAAACAUAUUUAGUUUUAAUUAAAGGAUAAAAUUAUUACAGAAAUAACUGGAGUGAAAAAUCCAUCCAUUAUUUAUUUGAAAAAUAAAAUAUUUUCUCCAGUAA